Podospora bellae-mahoneyi is the source of this 1851-nucleotide messenger RNA. RefSeq lists its product as uncharacterized. Gene Ontology annotation, molecular function: glutaminyl-peptide cyclotransferase activity; zinc ion binding. The record is from RefSeq and is a predicted model, not a curated record. The coding region runs from base 212 to 1411 and encodes 399 amino acids. NCBI's taxonomy places the organism in Eukaryota, Fungi, Ascomycota, Sordariomycetes, Sordariales, Podosporaceae. The transcript is spliced from 3 exons.
UUCCAUAACUGAGUGCUUCAGACUCAUAUAUAGUCCUCUGCUGAGCUUGAGAUUCGGACCGCCUUUUUUUUUUUUUUUAAGUACGAUGAGGGGACAUACAAUGCGGAUUCGAUAGCACCGAUUCAAGCAUCUGCUCACCCCAUCCAGCCCAUUCCUUCCGCGUUGUCAUCAUCAUCAUCAACUGUUGUUGCUCUCACCACCACCUGUCAAGAUGACACGCCUCACGCUAUCCUAUCUCUUGUUGCCCUUUCUCGGGGGCACAACGGCAGGAUAUACCACACUCUCGGACGACACACUCCGGCAUAUAUCCUUCCCCCUUUCGGCGUCAUCGCCGUCGGAACUGGACCCGUUCGAUGGCUCCCUCCUCUCACCAAUCUUGAUCCCCCGCGUCCCGGGAACGCCAGGACACACGGCUGUUCAGGCGCAUUUUAUUAAUUACAUCAAGUCUAACCUGUCGCCGGAGUGGACAAUAGAGUGGCAUAACUCGACGUCAAAAACGCCGGCAACGGGGGAGAAGCUGGUGCCGUUUCAGAACUUGAUCAUCAAGAGAGAUCCGCCCGGGAUGACGAGGGAAAGGGAAGGGGAGAUGGAGAGGUUGACGCUGGCGGCGCACUAUGAUAGUUUGUAUCGGCCGGAGGGAUUUAUAGGGGCGGUGGACAGUGCGGUGCCUUGCGCGGUGUUGUUGUGGGUGUUGAAGGAGCUGGAUGGGGCGAUGGGGAAGAGGUGGGGAGAGUGGGAGGAUGAUGGGUUGGAGAGGGGGAAGGGGGUGCAGGUUGUGCUUUUUGAUGGGGAGGAGGCUUGGGUGCAGUGGAGUGGGGAGGAUAGUCUUUAUGGGAGCAGGGCUUUGGCGGAGGAUUGGCAGAAUGAAAGGUAUGAGGAUGGGAGUUCGAGGCUUGAUACGAUUAGUUUGUUUGUGUUGUUGGAUUUGUUGGGGGCGGCGGAUCCGACGGUGCCGAGUUUCUUUGGGAAGACUCAUUGGGCGUAUCAGAACAUGGCCAAGGUGGAAGAGAGGUUGAGAGGAUUGAAGUUGUUGGAAUCGGAGCCAAAAGCGGGAAGGUUUCUUCAUGACUCCGAGAGAUCGAACUGGAACUUUGCCGGAUAUGUCGAGGAUGACCAUGUGCCGUUCUUGAGGAGGGGGGUGGAGGAUAUCUUGCACAUUAUCCCAACACCGUUUCCUAGGGUGUGGCACACCAUGGAUGAUGACGUCAAGAACUUGGAUGUGGCCACGGUGAAGGAUUGGGCAAAGAUUGUGGCUGGAUUUGUGGGAGAGUGGAUGGAUUUGGAGGGACACUUUGAGGGUGUGGUGCCGGGAACGGAAGAUGAGAAGGAGAGCCCUGCAUUCACGGUGUUGGUGCGGUCGUCGCUGGUCUGGCUUGGGGCUGGUUGCUUGGGACUGUUGCUCCUGCCGUGAGAUAUCUGGGAAGGAGCGAGCCCACAGUUCAUACAACCGAGUUGAGGAACACUUUCCGCCAACAAAUGGCAACCUCCCCAUGGUCCUAUGACUUAAUGGAGGGGAUAAGAAAAGAGGUCCUGACCGCUCUAGAGAGUUCAGGUUCGAUUCCAGGGCGGGUCAUUUCAGCAUCAAAUGGGCCCGUUGCCCUCAUCAGAUGGAUCUGAUCUCAACGAGUGGGCACAAGCAACAAGAAACCGGGUACUGACGCCAUAUCUGCAAGAAACCGAGAACCGAUGCCAUAUCCGACUGAUACUAUACAACUGUGAGCAGACUUGGCCUAAGAAUCAAGGGCUCUCCUCUCUACUCUGUCAUCUUCAUUGAGAUGACAUGAUGCUGAGCAAGAGCAAGAAUAACACCCCUCUUAGCCCAGCUGAAAAAGGGAUUCUAAAGAAAUUGUC